UAACUCCGAUAUACUAUAGUGUUUCUUCAACUCUUAUGUAAAGCCGUCAAUUUGAACUCGCGCACAAGACAUUUCGAUUCUCUUCGUAUCUCUGAGAUACCGUCCUAUCGGUUUCGCCCAGUCAAAAGGAGUUCCUUGUUGGAGAGACUGAGGGGGGCAGUGAGAGUUGGGCGAAUCAGAGCGUCUAAUAUGGACAACCCACGGAUUGCGCCGAUGCGCAAUAACGCAGUCCUGCAUCUGCAGCCUCAUGCGACAACCCUUAUAUGAAUAUAUAUAACAUUGUAACCCCAGUCUUGCUCAUUCUUACUUUGAAACUUCUUAAUCAACUUUACCCUUAUCACCACUUACCUUUAGUCACUCCUUUUCUCUUUUAUCUCAAUAAAACCAUUGCCUCUUUGGUUCCCGAAUCUCAAAGCAAACCCAAACAAUCUCAACACAGUCUCAUAUCAGAUCUCAGGAAUCCUAAAUGAUUUGUCAGUUGGUUCGUGGGAACCUUAUGGAAGUCUAUACAUGGAACUGCUGCGACUGCAACCACGAUCGUCAUGGAUAAAGAGUACGAUCACGAUAGGGACGGCCCAGAGUGUAAUAACUUAGAAGGCUGUCCAUGGUCUGGACGCCCGCCACAGCUGAGUGCUACAAAUUUCACGACAAAUCAAGCGGGACAGACCUAUAUCGACGACGAACAGCGUGUUUCCCCCUCUCCUCUCUCCACCCAACUCACCAUGUCAACGUGUAGAAGUCUUGACUCUAAAUCAAGAUCCUUUCUACCAUCAGAUAAAAUCGAUACCAUAGCGCCACAACUAGUAAAGGAAGAGCUCAAUAGAGCUAUGCCAACACUCAAUGAAUCUGUCCUCCACGUCUAUACCGCCCAGAUUCUGGGUAUCACAAUCGACGAUGCUACGGGCCAGGAAAAUAACUCUAAGAAGUCGAGCCUCCAGUUACAAGGACUAGAGGCUCGACUUCUAAAAACGUUUAUAACCCUAGUACUCAUUGGCAAAGUUGAAGCGAUCCCAUUAUUUAUUAUCUGCGGAUUUACGGAUUCCUUGCUUCCGAUCGGUCACGCUCACUUCCAAAAUGAAAAAGCAUCGCGACCUUAUCCCUCGUCACUGGUAUUACUAGUCACACGGUGUUUUGAUAAAUGGAAAAUUUCUAGUAUCGACGCCUUUAUAAAGACUCAAUGGGUAGUCCUGUCCCCAUUUCUCAGCGCACCAACGACAGAUGUCUCUCUCUACGACUUCUCCGCGCAAACUAUCCUCCCCAUUUUCGGCGACGACGCCGCUGCCACGUCCUCUAUCAAAAUUGGCGGCUACAGCACUGUUCGAAAAGUUAAAAUCCAUCAUCGACAUCACAAUUUUGGGGAUAAUCAGGACAAUCAAUACUUCGCUCUGAAAAAACUUCGCUCCCAACAUAUUGAAGACUUUCAGCGCGAAGUAACCGCUUUAAGGCCAUUCGUGGUCUUCCCACAUCCGCACGUUGUCAAACUUCUGGCAGCUUUCCGGCAUGAAAGUUCGUUCUAUCUGCUCUUCCCAUGGGCUGAAGGGGGAAGCUUACACUCUUUCUGGAAAGAAAAUCCAAAACCAGUCCCAGAUACAUCUCUCUCAAGAUGGAUCUCAGAACAAUGUCUUGGAAUUGCCACUGCGCUGUGUCAAAUCCAUCGUGGCCACUCUACACUUGAGACGAGUUCAUCACACUACGGGCGGCACGGAGAUAUAAAGCCUUCGAAUAUUCUAUUAUUCCAAGGGAAUAUUCGUAGUAAAAAUCAUGUCUGGGCGCUCGGCGACUUUGGUCUUGGUACACUAAACCGCCAGAAGGAAGGAAACAGAGGUGACCACCCCAUCGGAUUCUCGCCCACUUAUAGGGCCCCGGAACUUGACAUAAAAGGGACAAUUGACAGCGCUUACGAUAUUUGGUCCCUUGGAUGUGUUUUUCUUGAGCUUGUCACUUGGAUGCUUCGCGGGUGGGAAGGGGUCACGUCUUUCGCCCUCUCUCGAGUUGACAUAGAUCAACGAACUGAUAAAGCGGGGGAUAGAGACGACGGGUUCUUUAGGAUCGUGGCAAGACAAGGAGAUUCACCAGAUGCACAGCUCAAAACAAGCGUUGUUCUAUGGAUCAAUAAUCUCACCACGGCGAAGACAACGAGUCCUUAUAUUACGGACUUGGUGAACCUUACGCGCGAUGACCUGCUAGAUACUAAUAGGGAAACGAGAGCUAGCAUCUCACGGGUUGUGGAGAAGCUUCGGUGUCUUCGACAGAGAUGUUUAGAGGACCCAACGUACACGGUAGCUAUUCCGCGGCCUCGCAAACCGCCGUGGCCAACCCGAAAGCUCACAAGCCUUCACCAAACCAACUCUUCAGUAUUGAAAAGCAAAACCCAACCAAUAAGUUUCAAGAUGGACCAACUACCAAGCUCUAACGGGCUGGAUCUCACAGAUUCAACAACAGUACCCCGUCAGGGUCCCUUUUGGCCCAACUUCAGUGAGCCUUAUGGCAAAGAUGAUGAAAUCGCAUUAUUCAGUUUUCCCUCUACCGAUAUGAUGCCUAUAGAAGGCCUAUCAGGUGGCCGUCAGUUCGACUUACUAACCCAUCGGUAUAUCCUCCCUAAGGGGCAGACUUCUUCUACUCAAAGUACUCUCAUGGAUCCAAAAAGCCGGAGACGGGUCUUCGACGAUAUGACCGGUCACGAAAACAUAAGCCAUGAGCCGAAAAAGAAAAAGGUGCGCAAGAAAGGGGCUACGCUGAUGCAGAAUGUUUCCAAGGAUAAACCGCCAGAUAUUCCGGAGCAGAACUCAUCCCAAGCGGCCCGUUAUGAAGUCGUAGAGCCGUCGGGACCCGAUGUAGAGGGGAAACUAUUCGCUUGUCCAUUCUACAAACAGAAUCCGGGGAAGUAUAACACGAAAGCCUGGAAGGCGUGCGCCAUACCCGAAGGCCGAACGAUAAAUAGACUAAAAGAGCAUAUAUACCGUAAUCACUGCUCCGCCCGCCGUCGGUGCGACCGUUGCUUCUCCGAGUUCGAGAACAUGUACGAUCUCCAACAGCACCGUCGUUCGGAGACGCCUUGUCCAAUCCAAGAUUCUCAUAACUGUAUCGACACUAUUGAUGAAACACAGAAAGGCGAGAUCCGGAAGAAACAGCGCGGGAUAUCGGAGGAGGAGAAGUGGAAGAAGAUAUAUAGGAUCAUAUUCAAACUAGAUCCGACAUCCGAAGUCCCAUCACCUUACUGCGAUGCGAUUGAACAGGAAUCUAGCGCAGGAGAUAACCAAGACAGCACUGACACACUUGCCAAGUUCGAGGCUUUCCUUCAUCAUCUAGCAGAUGAUGACCAGCAGAAGGCAUCGGAAAUUAACAGCUGCCUCAACCUCGUCAAGCGCUUUCGUGGAGAACACGCGCAAGACCAGCCAGUAGGGACCACGUUACCCGAGAUGCCGUGUCUAACCUGCGACUAUUCCGACGAUACCACCUGGACAUCCGAGUCGCAGGGGUUUCCAUCAUCAACACUAACAACCAUAGACGACGACACACAUUCUACCAACUUCUCCACUGCCGGCACGGAUCAGCUACCCGCUCCUCCAUUCUGGGAUGACGCGUUCGCGGCUCAUUUCAACAAGGUCUUUUCGUCGGAUAAACCAUAUAGUUUCCCGGAUACUCUCGACUUGACGGAUGAUGGUGGGAUGUUACCAGGGGGGUAGUUGAAGCCGCAUGUCCUCUGUUUUUAGACGUGAUUUCCCCUUUUUAUGUCGAGAUACCAGUUAUGGGUGUAUGUGCUGUCUUUGCAUGGGAUAGGGAGAAAAAAGUACCGGUUUUAUAUGGGAGGAUUGGUUUCUAUUUCCUCCGAGGAUAUCAUGAGUUAUGACUAUGGGCUGGGAUUUUCAAUAUGGGGUUUAUUUUUUAUUUAUUUUUUUAUGUCUCUUAAUAUAGGUGUAGCGGUGCGAAUAGAAUUACUUACAAAUAAGUCGCGAGGUUUAUCGUAGGUUUUGUUGUAGUGCAUUGUUUUGAGUACCUACUAUGUCAAUCGUAUUCCUUUUUUUAACUAUAUUAUAAGGGUACUUGGGGAUUAUCAAUAUCCGCCUUUAAAGAUCGAUGCAGAUGUUUACA
Molecule: messenger RNA, 4092 nt
Organism: Daldinia vernicosa
Lineage: Eukaryota; Fungi; Ascomycota; Sordariomycetes; Xylariales; Hypoxylaceae
Exons: 5
Coding region: 543-3686 (1047 amino acids)
Biological process (GO): peptidyl-threonine phosphorylation; peptidyl-serine phosphorylation
Molecular function (GO): ATP binding; protein serine/threonine kinase activity
Source: RefSeq, a predicted model, not a curated record